This is a messenger RNA of Oryzias latipes (Japanese medaka), 3043 nucleotides long. Lineage: Eukaryota; Metazoa; Chordata; Actinopteri; Beloniformes; Adrianichthyidae. The record is from RefSeq and is a predicted model, not a curated record.
AUGGGCAGGCAGAGGAAGAGGGUCGUGACCGGUGAAGCUCCUCCCCCUCCAAGGAAAGAUGACAAACCCGCUGUGUUUCACCGCAAAGAGAAGAAAAAGAAAGUCGACAUCGGAAAAGUCUUUAUCAACAUCUCCAUCGGCCUCUGCAUAUUCAGCCUCAUCUGGUUCUUCUACACCAUCCACAUGCGAUCCAGUCUGGCCAAGCGAGUGGUGACUCUGCAUCCAGCACCUCGGGUCCUGAACGCCAGCAGCACCAGCGCCAAGGCUUCUCCAGAGAGGUUCUGGGGCUCAUACAGGCCCCAGGUCUACUUUGGGAUGAAAACAAGGAGCCCCAAGUCGAUUGUUACAGGCAUGAUGUGGAUGCGACAGUUCUCUGACCUCGACGUGAAUCUAAGACACACUUGUGAGCAGGGGGACCAUUUGCAAGGAUACGGCUGGCUGAUGCAUGACGGACUCACUUUUGGCGUCCAAGAAAUUCGAGAUGGCGAUUUCACGCUAACCACAGAGUUUGUAAAGAGGGCCGGAGGACAUCAUGGAGGAGACUGGACCUGGAGGAUCACAGCCAAACAACAUAGUUCUGCUCCCCAAGCUCCAGUCAUAUCGCUGAUGUUUUACGCUGCGGCAGACACACAGGGCUCACUGCGGGGACACAUGGAGGAGAGAAAUCGCCUCGGGUCCAUCACCGGCGUCUCAGAGGAGCUUGGGAACUUUAAGAUCACUUUCAGGAAGCCUGUCACUGGGGAGUUAUCCAGCACUAAAUAUGCCAGCUACAACCACCUUCAGACGGUCUCUCCUGGCCUGGAGAAGCUGACCGACAUUGUAAAGCUCAGUCUGAACCGCAGGUUUGUCUACAGCCCCCCCUCUGGUGAGAAAAGGCAUUACUUUGGGGUAGACACCUACAAGCCUCCCCAUCAUCCAAACCAGCAGAAGCCGGUAGACUCAAGGACAGAGAGCGACUUUGUGGUUCACCAGGUGACCGUCCAGCUACCUUUCCAAAUUGAAGUUCUGUUUGAGUCCGGAAGCUUCUUCGAUCGUCCCAACCAGCUGGUCGGUUCUGUCAUGACGCAGGAGCUAGAGAGGAGGAAAGCUGAGUUCAAUGCUAAGCUUGAGAGCAUAUUUGGGCUUGAAAGCAAAGGUUUCAGUCAGGCGCAUAUAAAGUUUGCCAAAACGGCUCUCAGCAACAUGUUGGGUGGAUUGGGUUACUUUCACGGCCAGUCGGUGGUACAGUCGGCCUUCAACGAGUACCCACUUCUGUACCCUGAAGGUGCUCUAUUCACCGCCGUCCCUUCGCGCUCCUUCUUUCCCAGGGGGUUCCUGUGGGACGAGGGCUUUCACCAGCUGCUCUUGAGCAAGUGGGAUCCUGAGGUAACGAGGGAGGCUAUCGCCCACUGGAUUGACCUAAUGAACAUAGAAGGCUGGAUCCCCCGGGAGCAGAUUCUUGGGGAUGAGGCUCGCAGCAAAGUGCCGGCAGAAUUUGUUGUUCAGCAAAAUGAAAAUGCAAACCCGCCCACUCUCUUCCUAGUUUUUCAGGAUCUCAUUGAGCAGCUCGCUUCUCACCCAGAUGACGCAGCGCUACAACCGACGCUGCCUUUCUUCCGUCAGCUCUUCCCGAGGCUGAAAACCUGGUUUGAAUGGUACAACACCACCCAGAAGGGGCCUCGACCUAAUUCUUACCGUUGGCGCGGGCGUGAUAAGGACACCAAUCUUUUCCUUAACCCCAAAACCUUGACCUCUGGCUUAGAUGACUACCCACGGGCGUCACACCCCUCAGUGGAUGAACGGCACGUGGAUUUACAUUGCUGGAUGGCGUUGUCCUCAGGCGUCAUGGCUAGCAUAGCUCAGCUUCUAGGCGAGGACUACCAAGACUACAAACUCACACACGAUGUGCUGAGCGAUAACAACCUGCUCGAUGAGCUGCACUGGUCUGAACAGCUCAAAGCUUUCAGUGACUAUGGCAACCACACACAAGCCGUGUCUCUGCAGCCAGAAAAGGUGUACGUACCUCCAGGACAACCGCGUCAUCAGUUCCCGGUGACUCGCCUCGUUCGCUCCGUUCGCAGAGUCCCCAAGCUGCAGUUCGUAAACGCCUUGGGCUACAUCAGCUUAUUUCCCUUCCUUCUGCAAAUCCUGCAGCCGGACUCGCCCAAACUGGAGCACAUUUUCCGAGACAUGAGAGACCCCGGUAAGCUGUGGACGCCCUACGGCCUGCGCUCUCUGUCUAAAGCUGACCCUUUGUAUAUGAAGCGAAAUACGGAACAUGACGCCCCCUACUGGAGGGGGCCCGUGUGGAUCAACAUCAACUACUUGGCAGUCAGAGCCCUGCACCACUACAGCAACGUAGAAGGGCCAUACCAAGAGAAGGCAGCUGCUCUUUAUGAGGAACUCAGGACUAACAUUAUAAAUAAUGUUUUUAGACAGUAUGCUGAAACAGGGUACAUCUGGGAGCAGUACAACGACAGCACGGGUAAGGGCCAAGGAAGCCACCCCUUCACUGGCUGGUCUUCCCUGACCGUCCUAAUGAUGGCUGAGCAGUACUGACUUCUACAGAAAUCCUUGUCAUCUCAGAUAAUGGCCUUUAUUUAUAUGGACAAAGUUAAUGGCUACAAUAUGGUCCAACAGACUAUGCUAAAAAAUGUUCACCAUCUUUUCGUUAGUCCCCUCUUCUCUUUUAUACAACAGAUUCCAUUGGGGGUUUGUGGAGGGUAGAUUUAACAAGAGUGAAAUGCAAAAGCUGUCAACGGUAUUACAAGAACUGGUUCUUAGUUUGUUUUGGUUUGUUUGUUUUGGGAAGUAAGUCAAGUCCUACUUCUGUUUGACAAAUAACGGUCAUUAUCUGUAGUUGUGCCAUUUUUCCACUCUAUUCUGUAAUAUCUCUUCCCGUCUUGAACAUCGGCCAUUGUAUUGUUUAUUGACAAAUUAAAUGGCAACAUAUUUUAUGUCACAACCUGUGCUUUGACUGGGAGGGGGAUAUGCUUGUUUCUGUGACAUUGGGUUUGUUUUGUCAAAAGAAAAUAAAAAAAAUUUAAAAAAAAUCGUAAAAACC